GGCAGCCAGGCAGGCGCCACAGAUCCAUUCAGUCAAGGCCAAGGCUUUAGUGGUGAAGGUGUUCCUCAGGGCGAGACUCCCACUCCACCCACACCGCCCUCACACACGCCCACCACCUCUUGACAAAACCUACAGUGUGCUCCAAGGUAUGUUAUGAUGAAAGCCAACGCAAUUAGAUGAUUAAUUAUGUUAGCAAGAGUAAGUUAUCAAGGCGUGGGGCUAGCCGCCGUGCUACUGCUUGGGCUACUCUGGUCCUCACAGGCUCAAGAGGGCGAUGUAGCCUCGCAAACACUGAAUUCCCAAGAACAUUUCCAGAGACUUAACUUGCCGCAAAAUACAAACGUUCAUAAUCCCCACGAGGUGACACGUAACCAAGAUCUCCCCGAAAAUGGCUCGGCGUCCCGCAGCAGUGAAGAAAUAAUAAAUAAAAUAAAAACAGCGACAUCUACUAGGCUGUCGGUAUCAUCGAAACUUGGGGUCCAGUUUUCCCAAGGGUACAUUGACUUAGGCUCCCGCGAUCCUGUGCAGGAAGGCGCUGCCACGCUAGCCUUCGUCUUUGACACCACAGGAUCCAUGUCCGACGACCUCAAACAGGUCAUCGACGGCGCUGACAAGAUUCUUAACACAGUGUUGGAAAAGUUUGAGAGGCCCAUCCAUAACUAUGUCUUCGUUCCAUUUCAUGACCCAGAGGUGGGACCCAUGACUGUCACUGCUGAUCCAGAGGAGUUCCAAGAAUCAUUGAAGAAAUCCUUUAUCUUUGGCGGUGGUGAUUGUCCUGAAAUGGCUGUCAGAGCAAUCAAGAUGGCUUUGGAAGUUAGUCUGCCAUCCUCCUACAUCUAUGUCUUCACUGAUGCUCGGGCAAAAGACUUCUACCUGUUGGAUGAUGUAUUGAGACUGAUACAGAAAAAGCAGUCACAGGUUGUGUUUGUGAUGACAGGUGAUUGUGGUAACCACACCCAUCCAGGUUAUCAAGCCUUUGAAACUAUUGCUUCCACUUCCUCAGGACAGAUUUUUCACCUAGAUAAAAGUGAUGUGAAAGAGGUCUUGAACUUUGUGCGGUUGUCAUUGGAGUCCCGGAAAGUGAACCUUUUGUCUAUUGAUCGUGAGAGUGAGGGCCCAGGUGAAGAAAACUUGCCACUCUUGGUAGAUCGAACACUCAAGCAUUUCACCAUUUCUGUCUCUGGAGAGAAACCCAAGAUUCAGAUUUAUGGUCCAGAAGGGGAGGAUGUAAGCCAAGAUAAAGGAGUAGAGAAUCUUUUGGCUCUGGAGAAUGUGAAAAUUGUUGGGGUGAAGGAACCUUCACCUGGUCGGUAUAACAUCUCGGUGGGCAGUGAGAGCAAGUACACUGUACGAGCUACAGGACUUUCUUCUCUCACUUUUGAGCACGGGUUUUCUCUUGAACCCACUAUUAAUUUCAAGGAGACUUAUCACAGACCUAUGAAAGGUGGAUCAUCGUAUGUGAUAGUUAGGCCAGUCGAUGUGACAGAGUUUGGAGAUUUAUACCGCCUGCAGAUGAUAUCGCUUGAUGGUGUUAUUCUUGAGGACUUGCCUCUUCAUCGCUUACCGGGACCAGUACCAAUCUACAAUGGUACAUCAUUUCUGGCUCCAAAUGAAUCCUUCAACAUUAAGAUCUUUGGGCGUGAUGAACAUGGUUAUCAGUUUGAAAGGAUUUCUCCAACUGCAAUAACAUCCCAACUUCCUUUUCCUCCAGAAGUGACAUCUGUUGAUCGAGUUAAUGGAUAUUUUGAUCAGCCUGCAGUGAUUACUUGUCAUGUUAAGACACUUGUACCAUUUACACUCUCCUGGCAAAAAGACGGAAUUGAACUUGAUGGCCAGAAGAGCUUCCCACAGUCUGCAGAAGUGGAAUAUGUAGUUGAGUACCCCAACCGUGAUGACGAGGGGCGUUACAGCUGUGUUGCUACUAAUGUUGCUGGCAGUGCCUCCUCAAGCAUUUUUCUUGACAUGAAAGAUAUUAUAUUCUUUGGUACAGCAAAGGCACAAGUGAUGCUGAGCUUCAUGAGCGCUCCACAGGUGACAGCGGUACAAGAGGAUGUUCUGGUGGGCAGCGGUAAUACGGUAGAGCUUUAUUGCUCAGUACAAGGAACUCCUGCUCCAACUCUCAGAUGGCUGAAGGAUAGCUUUAUAGAAGUCACCCCAAUGUCUUUCAUACAGAUUGGAGAGGACCAUCUGAGGAUUUUGGGAGUGCAGGAGAGUGAUGCUGGCAAGUACACAUGUGUGGCUGCUAAUGUGGCUGGCACUGCCGAGGCUCACAUCACACUCAAGGUUGGCUCACCACCUGUAGUGAUCCAGGCACCUGCAGACACCUCUGUGGAGAUUGGCAGCACUGGUGCAUUGUCGUGCUAUGGAGUUGGUGUCCCCGAGCCCACAAUAACCUGGAGUAAGACAGAUGGCUCGCCUCUCUCCCCUAAGUUUUCACAAGAUAGAGAUGGUAACCUUAUAGUCAAAGGUAUGCAAAUGGAAGAUGAGGGUAACUAUAUGUGUACAUUAGAUAACCAGUAUGGAAGAGAAAGACUACAAGCAACACUUUCUGUAUCAGGAUUAUUGGCACCACUGAUUGCUGCACCACCUGAUCCCAAUCUGAAGGUUACUCUUGACUCACCAGUGACUCUCCCCUGCACAGUAGUUAUAGCUAAUCCUCCUCCACAGCUUGUCUGGCUCCACGAAGGCUCACCUAUUGAUCAAGAAAGAGGAAUGUUCUUGAAAACUGAUGGUUCCUUAACCAUACCCUCUGUACGACCAUCAAAUGAGGGCACAUACCAGUGUGUUGCUACGAAUGUUGCUGGCAAUUCAUCUCUCACCUUGCAUCUCACGGUCCAAGUUCCACCACGAGCAAAGACAAACCGUUUGGAAGAAAAAGUUGUUGCCUUAGAGGGUGACUCGGUAAAACUAAAGUGUCCUGUUAGGGGUGAACCUCGGCCAACAUUCUUCUGGCGUAAGGAUGGCCAUCCUCUCUCAGAUGUGUCUCGCAGGAUGCGCAUACUGAAGAAUGGGAUUAUUAUGAUAAAACAGUUGAUGUCAGAGGAUGCUGGCACUUAUGUCUGUACUGCAGUCAAUGAGGUCGGAGCUACCAGCAUUCCUGUAGUUCUUGAAGUCCUUGUUCCUCCAACAAUUAAAGAUGAUUCUGACACAUAUACUGUGUCUGUGGGAAAGGUGGUAGACGUGCCAUGUGUGACCAGUGGAUACCCAACUCCCUCUCUCACUUGGGUGCGCUAUGACCAAGCUCUUAUGUUGGACAACACUCUUAAAGACGGCACACUCAGACUGGUGGGAUCUGUGGAGAGCGAGGGUCGCUAUGAGUGUUUGGUGACCAAUGAUGCUGGAUCGGCUAGACGAGCAGUUGUUGUUAUUUUGAGCAGGAGCCCAGAAAUCUCCCCAGCCGGUGAUGAGGUCUUGACAGUGCUGGCUGGGCAGGACCUCAAGUUACCUUGUGAGGUCAUGGGACAUCCAUCACCCUCGGUGUUUUGGAAGAGAGAUGGAAGAGAGCUAACUGCCACAGACUCUCUAAAGCCUGCCCCAGGAUACCUGCUAAUGAGUGGUGUGACCCCUGACUUAGCCGGACUCUACACUUGCACUGCCACUAAUUAUGAUGGGGAGGCCACUAAAACUUUUGCCAUAAAUGUCAACUAUGCACCUGUAGUGGAGGAAGAGCUGAAUCUGUGGCCAGAAAGAAGUGUGGUGGAAGGUGGUCACCUCUCCCUCCCAUGUAGUGCUAAUGCUUAUCCAGAGCCAACUCGAGAUUGGACCAAGGAUGGCUCCAGGCUUUUACCUGAUAAUGAUCUGACAAUUUUGAGUAGUGGUACAGUGGAAGUAACUCGAGCAUCUCCUAGCCACUCAGGCAGUUACAAGUGUACACUCACAAACCUGAUUGGCCAAGCUCACAUUGACUAUGAUGUUAAGGUUCUCAUUCCCCCGAAAGUAACAUCUGAACACCGCUUGGAGAGUCCUGUUGUCGUUGAGGGUGACGGGGUGACCAUCAACUGCCCAGUUGAUGCUGUGCCUUUGCCAACCAUCACCUGGUUCAAGGAUGGUCUCUCCAUUUUUUCAACAAAAGAUCGAGCAGAUAUGACUCACAUAAUUAUUGAAGAUAAUGGCCAAACUUUGCACAUAUUAGAAGCAACUGUUGAUGACAAAGGCAUAUAUCAAUGUGUUGCCAAGAAUGAUGCUGGGGAGACUGAACUGUUUUUUCCUCUGGAAGUGUUAGUGGCUCCCCAGUUCACUCAGUUCUUUCAUAACCCUGAAGUGAAGCUGACAGUGGGUGAGGAGCUGUAUUUGGAUUGUGAUGUCACCGGAGAUCCAGACCCCCAGGUAUUGUGGCAUCAUAAUGGAGUACCAUUGUACAUACAUGUGUUGCCCGGUGGCCGGAAAGUCUUCAUUCCACACGUGAGAGUGAGAGAUGGUGGUCUGUACACUUGUAUUGCUACAAACACAGCAGGCGCUACUCACAGGAACUUCACCAUCACAGUUCUAAUGGGUCCAAAGCUUGAGGGAGAUGGCAGGGUUGGACGUGUGGUGGAAGCAUUGGCUGGAAGUGACACUGACCUCAGAUGUGAUAUAACAGGAUCACCGACGCCGUCUGUCUUCUGGACUAAGGAUGGCAAACCUCUAACUCACUCAGCUGGACUAGAAUACACAGCAUCAGAGGCUAAUCAAGUCUUAAUGCUGCAUAGUGUAGUUCCUGCUGCUUCAGGCUUAUAUAUCUGUAAUGCCUCUAACACUGUUGGAACUGCCCAUAGGGAGUACAACCUUACUGUCAUGGUUGCUCCAUCAGUAAGACAAGUUGAUGGUGGUAAUGAUGAUGGUGCUGAUGUUGUUGAGAAAGUACAAGUGGUGAUUGGGAAGGACACUAUCUUGUACUGUAGUGUGGAUGGUACUCCUGCACCCACCAUUACUUGGAUGCAUGCUGGUCAAAUGCUCACGAUUUCUUCACGCAUUCACCUGAUAGCCCCUGACCAGUUGUUAUUAACAAAUGCCCAAGACAUGGAUUCUGGAGACUACUCUUGUCUUGCUGUAAAUCGUGCAGGAACUGCUGAGAAGCAGUUUGAUGUGCAAGUAAUUGUACCUGCCAAGAUUACAGCAGCAAGUGACUCCAGUGAUGUCUCAGAUAGUCAACCUCAUCAAGAGGUGUUGCUGGAUAUGCCUUUCUCACUCUUCUGCUCUGCCUUUGGUUCACCUCCUCUCCACAUUACUUGGACAAAGGAUGAUGCUCCACUAGUAGGCCUUUUGGGCACAGGUCUUGAUGGGCGUCUCAAUCUUGGUGAUAAUGGCCGUCGCCUCUUAGUGUCUGGGGCAAUUGUUGCUGACUCCGGCACUUAUACUUGCACAGCUGAGAAUGAAGGAGGCAGAGAUUCUGCAUCUUUUUAUGUUGAUGUUCUAGUUCCUCCCAUGAUUGUUCAAGACACUGACACCUUUUAUUCAACUGUUGAGGGUGAGGAGGUGGUUCUUCAUUGUGAGGUAGUGGGUGAUCCUCCACCAAUGUUAGUUUGGUUACACCAUGGUGUACCAUUACAGGACUUGGACUUCCCAGGUGUUGUUAUUCAAGAUGCCUUUACAAGAACAACUCAUAAUGUGACGAACUCUAAUUCAGUUGUAAGGAUCUCCUCGGUGAGUGAGGUUCAUUCUGGAUCUUACACAUGCAUAGCCAGCAGUGUGGCGGGAACUGAUGAGUUGUCUUACAUUGUGCGAGUUGCCACAGUUCCUCGUCCAGAGGAUGACAUAACCAACACACAUCUGACUGUUCGUGUUAAUCGUCCUGCAACACUCACCUGCCAAGUACAAGCCACUCCUGAGCCACAAUUCUUCUGGUUCAAGAACUCAAGUCCACUAGAAGAAGGUACUCCAAAUGUACACAUAAGUGCACAUGGAAGAGAACUGAAGUUGUUGCAAGUAACAGAAAAUGAUACAGCCAAUUUCUCAUGUUUAGCAGUCAAUGAGGCAGGUGAAAUCCUUCUCAACUUUACCCUGGAAGUUCAAGUCCCACCACGUCUGACAGAAGAGGUGAAUGAGGCAUUACAUGUAGCUUCAGGUGAAGAUGCAGAAUUCUUCUGUCCAGUUCAUGCCACACCAACACCAUCAAUUCUUUGGAUGAAGGAUGCCAGUAUCAUGCAACAAACUUUUACUGCAGUGGACCCCCGAAGGCUGUUACUGAAAAAUAUUAACAAGGAAGAUGAUGGACGCUACACAUGUCUGGCCACCAAUGAGGCUGGCACUGUUGAACAGGAUUUUACACUUCAUGUCAUAGUCCCACCACGGUUGUUGGAUUUGGACACUCCUGUUCUGGAAAAGUCAGUGGUAGUUAAUCGACAAAUUAGCAUUACGUGCUUCAUUGUUGCUGACCCUCCUCCAUCAAUCUCUUGGCUGAAGGAUGGGGAGCCACUGUCCUCUCUUAUAUCUGACAUUAGCAUUGACAAUCAAGAUCGCCAUUUGACCAUCUUACAAGCCCAGCCUGUGGACAGUGGCAACUAUACUUGUCAAGCAACCAAUGCUGCAGGCACCACCAACCUCACUACUCUACUGUCUGUUCUCACUCCACCAUCGUGGAACACUGAUUCUGACUUUGAAAAGGAAGUUGUGGGCAUAUCAAAAUUUAGUGUUGACUUGUACUGUGACGUGACAGCCACUCCUGCUCCCUCAGUGCUCUGGCUCAAGGAUGGACAGAUGUUAACUUUAACACCUGGAAAAUCUCAACUUGCACAGGAUGACAAAUUACUGCAGCUGGUUUCAUUGGAAGGCAGUGAGAGUGGGCGCUAUACAUGUGUUGCCAGCAAUGCUGCAGGUACUGCAGAAUAUGACUUUGAGUUAACUGUAUUAGCACCACCAACUCUUAUUUAUCAACCACAGACCAAACACACAGUGUUGGCAAAUCGUGCUCUAUCACUGGAGUGUCCUGUAGAGGGAGUGCCAGAGCCACAUAUUGAGUGGAUAGUGGAUGAACAGCCUGUCACAUCCUCUAGUCAGUUUAUUAGUUUAUCUGCAACUAAAACUCAGCUUUAUUUGUUCAGAGUGCAGAGCACAGCCAGUGAACAAGUUUCAUGUAUAGCAAGUAAUGCAGUGGGUGAACUGAUAACUAACUACACCAUCAAUGUACUGUCUCCUCCAUCCAUCAUUGCCACCCCUGCCAGUCGUCGUGUGAAGGUGCAAGAAGGGAAUGUCCUCAUGCUGUCCUGUAAGGCACAUGGGCAGCCAACUCCACAGGUAGCAUGGGUGACAGCAGGAGGUAAGGUGCUGAAUGACAGUGAGCUGCUUGCCUCAGGACUUGAGAUACAGGAUGAGGGCCAAUCACUUGUAUUAUUGGAAGUUAAUGGUGAGCAUGAAGGGCACUACACUUGUAUUGCCUCCAAUUCUGCUGGCUCAGCUGAAGAAACCUUCUUUGUCCAGGUCUUGUUGCCUCCUAUGAUAGAAAUACCAGAUCAAGGGACAGAACUAGAAGUAGUCCAGAGUUCUUCCAUUACUUUACCUUGUGUGGUGGAUGCUCAGCCUCCAGCAUCUAUAUCCUGGUUGAAAAAUGGCAAGGCAUUGGAGACAGGAGGAGACCCCUUUCUACACGUGAUGGGCAGUGGGGAGAGGCUGAGCUUCCUACGGGUCCUCCCACACCAUGCAGCCAAUUACACUUGUGUGGCAACCAGUGCAGCUGGGGAAGACCUCCUCACUUAUAAUAUGCGUGUCAUGGUUCCUCCAGUGAUUAUUGAGGAUGUAGUGGAGAACAUCAUAGGGGAGGGAAUUGGCAGAGAAACUGUUGGUGUGGUUGGUGGGGAGAUAAAUUUGGAAUGUUACACACUUGGGAUGCCUGCACCCACACUUAGUUGGGCUAAGGAUGAUGAGAGUGUGACACUCAGUGAACGGUUGUCAGUAUAUGAGGAUGGACAGGUGCUAAAGAUUCAAGAUGCCCAGACAGACGACUCUGGACGCUACACAUGCACAGCCACUUCUCCCUCUGGUGUGGCCUCCAGGGACUUUGUAGUCAUCAUUCACAGUCCACCUCGCAUUAUACCUCCCCCAGAGAAGAGCCUUGAUGUAGUAUUAAAUCAACCGCUAGUAUUGACUUGUGAAGCUGAGAGUUCAUUAACACCAGCUGCCUCGUGGAUUAGGCAUGGAAGACCAAUUACACCAUUCACUAACCCUAACUAUCAGGUGAGAUCUGGAGGCCAUGAGCUACAUUUGCGUCGUGUUCGCAAAGGUGAUGGUGGCCCCUUCACCUGUAUUGUUGUAAAUGCUGCUGGACAGGACACCCUCACCUACACCCUCACUGUUCAAGUACCAGCCAAGAUAGAGCGAGCUAAUGUUCAGCAACGUCUGGUGGGGGUGUUAGGAAAGAGUGCUGAGCUGAUGUGUGAAGUAUCUGGUAACCCAACACCCAGCAUUGCCUGGACCCACGACAGCACACUCAUUACCUCGGACCAUCCUCACUAUCAGAUCCUUGAUAAAGGUUCACGCCUGCGACUGCUUGAGCUGAAGCAAGAGGAUGAGGGUGUGGUCACUUGCACUGCUACCAACCCUGCUGGCCAUGAUGUUCUCAACUUCACUUUACAAGUCUUAGUCCCGCCCCAUGUACCAGAUGAUGCGGUGACAGACAUUACAGUGAAAGAGGAUGAGAGUGUUGUUCUUGUCUGCCCAGUUACCGCCACUCCUGCACCAUCAGUGGUGUGGUCAAGGGAUGGGACCAUUGUGGGUGUGAGUGGGCGUGGCAAUGUAGAUGUGGGUAGUGAUGGACACACUCUGAGGAUGGUACGGGCUGGCAGCCACAACUCUGGAGUCUAUACCUGUACUGCAUCUAAUGCUGCAGGAGUCCUAGACAUCCCUCUCACACUUAGUGUUCUUGUACCUCCACAGAUUGCUGGCACAAGGGCUGGUGCCCACCACCGGCAGGGAGAGGAAGAGUUAGUGACAGUUAUGGAGGGUGGUCAUGCAUCUCUGGAGUGCCACUUGCUGAAGGGUUCACCAGCACCCACCAGGCACUGGUUUCUUGGCCAUGACCUUCGUCAGCCUCAACACACAGUUGUUGGUGAUGGGGAGAAGUUGGUGAUCACUGGAGCCCAAGUAGAUGACUCUGGGGUGUAUCACUGUGUGGCAGAGAAUGCUGCCGGCAAGGACACCAAGGUGGUGCGUGUGGGAGUGCAGGCACCACCCAGGGUUAACAUUACAGCUCUUCCAGGCCUUGCCACUGUUCUAACUCCAGGUGGAGGUGAAGCAACACUAUUGCCUGCUAAUGGUCGGCCACGCAACUCCUCGGUGAAAACUACCUUCACUACCACACAAGACCAGACUGUCACCCUUCCCUGCCCUGUUACUGGGUCACCCACCCCACGACGACUUUGGUAUCGUGGGUCCCAGGCCCUAGUGUCUUCCCCAAGACUAGUGGUUGGCGUAGGUGGGCGGGAUAUCACCAUUGUGGGUGUGAGCCCAAGAGAUGCGGGGGCGUAUGUGUGUGUGGCUGUCAACCCUGCAGGCGAGGCACAGCUCACUACCACUCUCAUCGUUAUUGGUCGUCCUGAGCUGGAAGGUGAACCUGAAGAGGAAGUAACAGUAUUGGAAGGUCAUAGAGUUAUUCUCGAAUGUAGAGUCAAAGUUCCUUCCGUUGAAUCACAGCGAGGCCCUCACAGACGUGCACACUACAACAUCACUUGGAUAAAAAAUAACCCAGGCACAUCUUUAAUGGGCAGUCGGGCAGACAUAGAUGACUAUAAUUAUUUGGAUUAUACCAAUUUUGACACUGAGUUUGGUCAUGAUCCUCUGUUCAACAUGACAUCAAGAAGCAAUACUGACAUUGACUGGCAGAAAUGGAAAAGGCAGAAUGUAACAUUUUCCUAUGGGAUUUCCAAUGAUGGUACACAGUUAACUCUGCCAAAAGUAAUGAAAGAUGAUGAGGGGCUGUACACAUGUGAAGUUACUAAUGAAGCUGGAGUCACUAAGAGAACCUUCAGAGUUGAUGCAUUAGUUCCACCAGAUAUAGACACUGAACAAGAAGUGAAAUUUUACCAGGCAGCUGUUGGGGAACCAGUAGUGUUAGAAUGUGAUGCUACUGGAGAUCCAAUCCCAGAGGUGACCUGGUUCCGAAAUUCCAACCCAGUGAAAUCCAGCUCUCAUAUUCAGCUUCUCAAGAAUAAUCGUGUCUUCAUCAUUACUGCAGCACAGGAAGGUGAUGAUGGGGACUAUGUGUGCUUGGCAAGCAACCUGGCAGGCAUCACAGAGGAGACCUUCCAUCUGCAGGUGUUGGUGCCACCAAAAGUGUCUGGACCAGAGGAGCUGACCAUUGCAGUGGUGAGUGGGCAACCAGUCAGUUUAGAGUGUGAGGUAAGCGGGUAUCCUCAGCCUGACAUUACUUGGACCUACGAAAAUCAAGAAUUGAUUCCAGAUGACAAUGUUCUUAUAAAUAAUAACAAACUCAGUAUAGAGAGUGUGGUAGUGGAUCUGGCUGGGAAGUAUCAGUGCCAAGUUGUUAACUCAGUGGGUCAAGCUGUUAAACGCUUCACACUCCAGGUGACAGAAGCUCCAUUCAUCACUGGCAGUGGAGAUGAAGAGACAGUAACUGUCAUAGAAGGAGACUCUGCAUCUCUGCACUGUGUUGCAUCUGGCCAGCCUCCCCCUAUUAUCUCUUGGUCCAAGGAAGGUGUUGGUAUACGUGUAGAUGACAACAUGGGUGUAUCGUGGGGUGGAAGGACCCUACUUAUUCAGUAUGUAAGUCAGGAAGAUGGUGGUCGUUAUACUUGUCUGGCUUCAAAUCCUGCUGGUAACCACUCUCGGGACUUUCGCAUCCAAGUUCUUCAGGCACCACAGCUGAUAGAGGCUCCCAAGGAAGUAGUGGCAGUUUCUGGAGAGGUUGUUAGCCUUGUGUGUUCUUUUGAUGGUCACCCACAGCCUAAGAUCAGUUGGUACUUUGAAGGAGCACCAGCAGCCAUAGCUGAGAAUCUUCUGCCAUCAGGAGCUCUGCAGCAUUUUCCAGUGCGUCCAGAACAUGCUGGCAACUACACUUGUAUUGCAGACAAUGAAGCAGGCAGAGCCAACCACAGCCUCACACUCACUAUCCUUACUCCUCCAUCAGUAGAGGUGCAGAAGAAGAGGGUGGUGGUGGUGAGUGGUGAAGCAGCCACAUUACAUUGUUAUGGAAAAGGAACACCACCUCCAAUUCUUACAUGGCUUAAAGGUCAUCAGGUUAUUAAUGAAAGUCCAGAAUUUCAAGUGGGAAAGAAUGGAUCACUUUACCUACCCAAGGUCACACCGUCACUUGCAGGCACAUACAUCUGUAAUGCCCGCAGCCCUGCUGGCUCUGCUCAUGACCGAGCUGACCUUAUUGUUCAGGAACCUCCUUCAGUAGUUCCUUAUGAGGAUGAGGUGGUAGCAGUAGUUGGUCAAGAGGUUAAACUCACAUGUGAAGUGACAGGUCAGCCCGUACCUACUAUAACUUGGACACGACCUGACCUUGCUCACCAGGCCAUCACACCAGAAGAUCCACGUGUGCAGAUAUCUGGUGCAGAUUUGGUAAUCAUGCCAGUGGCAGUUGAGGACAUGGGACGCUAUGAGUGCACUGCUCACAAUCCAGCUGGUCGAACUAUGGCUCAGCUUCUCCUUACCGUUCACUCUCCACCAUCAGUACUGGAAGAACUGUCCGAGACAGUGUCUGUGAUGCGUGGAGAAAACUUGAUGCUUGGUUGUACCACCUCAGGCUACCCUCUACCCCGCACAACCUGGCUGAAGGAGGGACGCAUCCUCUCUGAGACACCUAGAGUCACUUUUGCCAUCAAUGGGGAACUUGUCAUAACUACACUGCAGCCAUCUGACUCCGGGUUAUACACCUGCCUAGUGAGCAACGCCGCAGGUCGUGUCUACCGUGAAGUGGAAGUAUUAGUAAUAGUUCCACCUCGCAUCACUGUUCUUCCUCGCACCAAUCAGGUCACCAGAGGGGAUAGGUUUGAGCUAGAAUGUGAAGCUGCAGGUGUUCCCACACCUAGCAUCAGAUGGCUCCUAAAUGGCACACAGGUAUAUGGUGUAGUUGCUUCCUCAAAUGGGCGAUCAGUUUUGGUAGUGGAACGUGCCUCUAAAACAGAUGAAGGAACGUACACUUGUCUCGCAGAAAAUGAUGCCGGACACAGGAAGGCUAUUGCUGGUAUCAGGGUCAAGGUACCUCCAGUGAUCAUGUAUGCUCCUGAGGAAAUGACAGUGUUGGAACUGAAUGCAGUAACACUAACAUGUGUUGCUGAGGGUGACCCAGCUCCAGCCACCACCUGGAUCAAAGAAGGACAUUCUGUACAUUCCUCAGACAGGGUUCACUUAAUGGAUAAUGGCUCCUUGGUGAUUGACUCAUCUCAAGCCUCUGAUGCUGGUGAGUACAAGUGUGUGGUGAGUAAUGAUGCUGGGGCAGCUGAAGCCACGGCUCACCUAGUGGUACACACACCUCCUGUCCUCACACGACCACCCAUCACUGCAGUGGUAGAGGUCGGUGGAACAGUGGUAUUUGACUGUGAAGCUGAGGGUACUCCAGCACCCACCAUUCAGUGGAGUGUCAGUCCUGGAGAGCUACACUCACGUUUCUUGCGGUUAACUAAUGGUUCUUUGCAGCUUAUAGCAGCACAGAUGGAGGACGAGGGUCACAUCAUAUGUCAAGCUUAUAAUGAACUGGGUGAGGACUUAGCAAAGGCUGACCUCUUUAUCAAAGUGUCAGGCAUGUGGAGUUCCUGGGGCCCCUGGGCACCAUGCAGUGUAUCAUGUGGUACUGGACAGCAGGAAAGGAGAAGGGUGUGCAACUCUCCAGCACCACGCCAUGGAGGCUCUUCUUGUCAAGGUGACGAAGCUCACACCCGGCCUUGCCGUCCCCAUCCUUGCCCUGUGGAUGGUAACUGGUCUCCAUGGGAGCCCUGGAGUGAGUGUAGCAUAACCUGUGGCAGUGGAGUGCGACUGAGGUCCAGAUACUGCACAGCUCCUGCCCCCUUGUAUGGUGGCCAACCAUGUGAGGGUGCUGCUGUUGAAGAGGAAGAUUGCAGACUAAGAGACUGCCCAGUGUCAGGUGAAUGGGGUCUUUGGACAUCAUGGUCUGACUGUAGUACUACUUGUGGUCAAGGACUUCGUCAGCGCACCCGUCUGUGUGACUCCCCUCCUCCUGCAGCUGGGGGAGCAGAAUGCACUGAUGAUGGGUUAGAGGUCAUGCCCUGUUCAAACCCACACUGUCUGCUUGAUGGCAACUGGGGGUCAUGGGAGUCUUGGAGUGUGUGCAGUGUUUCAUGUGGAGGAGGAAUGAGACGACGACAGCGUCAGUGUAACGACCCACCGCCUUCCAAUGGUGGUCGGUUUUGUCCUGGCUCUGACACCCUGGAAGACUAUUGCAAUCUUGACAUGUGUCCUAUUAAUGGUGGGUGGUCAUCGUGGUCAGUGUGGGGCUCGUGCACAGCGACAUGUGGAGGAGGACAACGAAGACGGUUGCGCACAUGUGACAAUCCUUCCCCAUCUCAGGAUGGUCGAGCUUGCACCGGCCCUGACACUGACACAGAGGCUUGUAAUGUACACAAAUGCCCAGUGAAUGGAGCAUGGGGAUCAUGGAGCGAGUGGACAGGAUGUAGCAUGACGUGUGGUGUUGGAGUUAAAGUGAGGAGCAGAAGAUGCAGUGCUCCUUAUCCAAGGUUUGGUGGUGCUCCCUGUCUGGGGGAAGAGCGUGAGACUGCUACCUGUGAGGGAGAUGCUUGCGAGGUGUUGCCUGUGGUGGCUCGUGGAACACUGAUGGGAGAGCUCAACGGAGAAGAUCUUGGCAUUGUUGCUCUCACUGCUAAUGUCACCACACUUGGCAUGCAGAGAACUGUCACUGCUAACAUUAGUCCUCUUGCACCAAAGCAUGGUAUGUGGCUCACUCCUCUUCUGUCAGUGGUAUCUCCUGUAUAUUGGACUUCAGCCUAUGAGGUAAAUGGAGCAGCCAAUGGGCACACUCUAACCAAGGGAUUCUUUCGGCGGGAAGCCCACGUUGCAUUUGCUACUGGUGAGACUGUCGACAUGACGCAUGUGGUGCGGGGUGUUGACUCAAAUGGAGUUUUACUGGUGGAUGUGGUAGUAACUGGCAAUGUUCCCUAUCUACCUCCAGAUUCACUGAUUACACUUCAACCUUACAAUGAGAACUAUGUACAGAUAGGUGGUGGUUCACUUUUUGCCACUUCCACUCGUACCUUUUCUAUAGGAGAAUACCACCUGCCUUAUGCCUGGAACCAAACUAUAUCUUAUGAUGCUGAACUUGGCAAUAUGCCUUACCUUGUAGAGACUUUACAUUCAAAUGGAUUGGGAUCAUUUUACAGCAAUAAUCAAGCAGAGCUCAGCCUCAUCGUUUCAUCAUCUAUAGCACCAGGAUUGCCUAGCGACUCCUGUCCCUCAGGGUUUACACUGGACCAAUCAGGACCAUACUGCAGAGAUAACGAUGAGUGUUUGACUUCUACCAGCAGGUGUUCUCAUGGUUGCUCUAACACCAUCGGCAGUUAUGCAUGUACUUGCAUCCCUGGAUACACGCUAGGCCCUGAUGGCUAUACAUGUCAAGAUGUAGAUGAAUGUUCCAUGUCAGGAGUGUGUGGUCCACGAGAACAGUGUGAUAACACCCCAGGUUCCUACACUUGUACAUACACAUGUGGCCACGGCCUCAGAAGAACACAUUCUGGCACAGCAUGUGAAGACAUCAAUGAGUGUCAGGAGCAGCCACAUGCUUGUGACCAAACAUGUCUCAAUCUUAUUGGUGGUUUCCGCUGUGAUUGCCGCCGAGGCUUCAGACUUGUUGGCCAGAGUCGCUGUGUAGAUAUUGAUGAAUGCUCACAGUUCCAUUCACCCUGUAGCCAUGGGUGUGAAAAUACAGUGGGCUCCUUCAGAUGUACAUGUCCUGAAGGACACACCCUUCUGCCUAAUGGUCGCUGCAAGGACAUCAAUGAAUGUGCCUCAUAUCUACACGACUGCCUUGAAGAACAGGAGUGUCGCAACACUGAGGGCUCCUACACCUGCAUCACUCACUGCCCUGCUGGUCUACUUCAGGCCAGCAACGGCACUUGCACAGACAUUGAUGAGUGCUCUGAAGAAAUAGCAACAUGCCAUUUCACUCAGAUCUGCACAAACACAUGGGGAUCAUAUCGGUGCUCAUGCAGUCGAGGAUUCAGUUCAUCAGGGCCUGGACAACCGUGUCUUGAUGUGGACGAGUGUCUGGCUACUCCAUCACCUUGUAACUACCAGUGUCAUAACCUGCGUGGGACGUACCAGUGUAUCUGCGCACCUGGACAACAAAGGCUGCCUGAUGGAAAAUCCUGUGUUGGGCUACAGUACGUAGAGGAGCCUCGCGCCCGGUACCCUCUCUCUCCACGUCGUCCUAGACCUGCCUUGGCUGGCUACCCAACCACAGAAUUCCAGGAGAAACUCCUUCAUAAGUUCUACGUCCAGUCUAGCUGCCCACAAGGCUUUGACUAUGAGGCUGGAGAGUGCAAAGAUGUGGAUGAGUGUGCCUUGACAGAUAGAUGCCAACACCACUGUCACAACACCGUUGGUAGUUAUGUGUGCCUCUGUCCACCUGGCUAUCGUCUCAAUACAAACCAGCGAACAUGUGAUGAUAUUGACGAGUGUCUUGACCAUGAUGUGGAAUGUGGGGAAGAUGAACUGUGCUUUAAUUUACGUGGUUCAUACAAAUGUGUUCCUACCCCUUGUCCUCCUGAGUAUGAACGAGAUAUUACCACUGGGUCAUGUAUUCUAGAUUGUCGGCAAGGUCAUUCUAGCUGCCCACCUGGGGUUAACUAUGCUCACAUCCUUGCCUUUAAGACUGCCUCUCUUCCUGCUGGUAUACAGGCUAACCAGGACCUUGUUAGACUUAUGGCAUAUGACCAGGCAGGAAACUUAGUGCGCCACACACUCUUCAACAUAAUAGAGAAUGAAACAGGUAUUCCCUUCAGAAUCCGCCUGAAGAAUGGGAAAGGCAUCUUGAGAACCCUCCAGGCGCUUACUGCUGGACGCGAGUACAGGAUGGUGGUAGAAGCAGUGUCCUAUGAUGAGAUACAACACUUUAUCAAGUACUCCACCCGAUUUAUCAUUUUCUUGCACAUCUCUGAAUACCCAUACUAAAUCAGCAGUAGAGUUGAUGGGUUAAAACCUCAGUACCCAAGCAAAGAGUACAUUACUGAAUCCAUAAGGAACUGUAGAUUUUAGCAAUAUAUAACAAGUAUAUUAUUUAUUUAGUAUAUUUCUGAAUGUAGUCUUCUUUUUUCCUAUUUAAGAUAGAAAACCAGCACCUUCUGGGUAGAGCACAGCUUGAGUAGACUAAACCAUUUUGUAUUCAAAGCCCAUCAGGCCUGAUGCCUUGCCUGAUUCACCUACUAUGCUGUUUCAGUAGUGACUUCAACACCACCAUUAACUUUUAUACUAUACAGUGCAUAUUUUUUUUCUAGUUCGCUCACCCAAAAAUUGUGGUGUAAUACAUCUAACAGGGCUUGACACUGUACAUUAGAUAGAGUACAGUAAAGUAUUGCAGUACAAUAUUACAUUAUGGUCACUGUUGUCAUAAAUCCCGUCCAGCUAAUAUCUUCACUUUAAUGACACUAAUAAUUCUUCAGCAAGUUCUAUAGGUAGAAAUGCAGUACACACAUUAAAAUGAGUAAUGAGUAGAAAUUUCCUAGUAUUAAAUAUAAGAGAACUGAUUAUUGAUUACACAAAGUAAUUUAUAACCUUAACAAGUUAAUAUCAUGUACAAAUGAUGCUUUUGUAGAGCAUCAAGCCAUUUUGCUAAGCAUUUUGUAUAUUAAUUUAAAAAGAAGUUAAAUAUUAAUAUUGUACUUGUGCUUAAUUUAAUAAAAUUUUGUUUCCUUGUA
This is a messenger RNA of Cherax quadricarinatus, 16817 nucleotides long. The record is from RefSeq and is a predicted model, not a curated record. Lineage: Eukaryota; Metazoa; Arthropoda; Malacostraca; Decapoda; Parastacidae.